AUGUCUCUGGUGGCGAAAAGAAAUGGAUAUGAUCUUCCACUGUUUGGUAUAGAUGAUCAUAAGUUUUAUGCUAUACACAUUCCUGCUUUAGUAUGUAUACUUCUAAGUUUGGUGUCGGUAAUUUUAGUCUUGUAUGCUUCAUUUCGUGAUCAAAGCUUUACGAAGUUUUUUUCUUGGACAAAAUGCGAACGAUUUGUUGUUUAUAUAGCAAUUUGUGAUGGAAUGUACAACGUAUGUCAUUCAAUGGAUCAUAUACAUAUAUUAACUACAAAGGACCAUGUGAAGCCCAAACAGCUAUGCGAGUUUUACGGCUUCAAUCUGAUUGUGUUCAUCACUGCUCAGAUAUUGAUGGUGAAUAUUGUGGCUAUAAAUGCAUUUGUCUUAGUAUAUUUUCGAAAGAAGUUACAUUUUGGGGAAUAUGAUUGGAAAUUAUUGUUGUGGAUGUUUGGUGUCUCAUUCAUUGCAGCAUCAAUUGCGUUGGGGAUUAGUGUGAUUGGUCCAAACGGUGCAGCGUAA
Molecule: messenger RNA, 516 nt
Organism: Hydractinia symbiolongicarpus
Lineage: Eukaryota; Metazoa; Cnidaria; Hydrozoa; Anthoathecata; Hydractiniidae
Exons: 1
Coding region: 1-516 (171 amino acids)
Biological process (GO): adenylate cyclase-activating G protein-coupled receptor signaling pathway
Cellular component (GO): plasma membrane
Molecular function (GO): G protein-coupled receptor activity
Source: RefSeq, a predicted model, not a curated record